This is a messenger RNA of Exserohilum turcica Et28A, 1146 nucleotides long. RefSeq lists its product as uncharacterized. Gene Ontology annotation, biological process: D-galactonate catabolic process; amino acid catabolic process. NCBI's taxonomy places the organism in Eukaryota, Fungi, Ascomycota, Dothideomycetes, Pleosporales, Pleosporaceae. The coding region runs from base 1 to 1146 and encodes 381 amino acids. Gene Ontology annotation, molecular function: galactonate dehydratase activity. The transcript has 3 exons. The record is from RefSeq and is a predicted model, not a curated record.
AUGGGCAAGAUUGCAACAAUCGAGUACUUCCGAGUGCCGCCCCGCUGGCUCUUUGUCAAAAUCACAGACGAAGACGGCAAUUAUGGCUGGGGCGAGGCCUCUCUUGAGGGCCACACGGAAGCCGUCGAGGGAUGCUUAGACGCGUGGGCCGCACGCUACGUCGGAUUUGAAGCAGAUGACAUUGAGCACAUAUGGCAGAUGAGCUGGCGCGUUGCUUUCUACCGCGGCGGCCCCGUCUUCAUGAGUGCCCUCGCAGGCAUCGACAUUGCACUGUGGGACCUCAAAGCCCGGAAACUAAAUGUGCCCAUUUAUCAGCUGCUGGGAGGUAAGGUGCGCGAUAAAUUAAAGGUGUAUGCCUGGAUCGGCGGGGAUAGACCAAGCGAUGUGAAGGAGCAAGCACUCAGCCGCAAAGCCCAAGGUUUCCACGCGGUGAAAAUGAAUGCAACAGAAGACAUGGGCUGGCUCGACACGCCAUCGUGCCUGUCGUCCGCCGUGGCGCGUCUGCAGACGGUCAAAGAGCUGGGCAUGGACGCAGGCAUGGAUUUCCACGGGCGCGUGCACAAGCCCAUGGCCAAGCAGCUGGCUAGAGCACUGGAACCACACCAGCCUUUGUUUAUCGAGGAGCCGCUGCUGUCCGAGCACAUUGGCGGCAUCACAUCGCUGCAUACGCAGACGAGCAUUCCCAUUGCGCUGGGCGAACGCCUGCAUUCCCGCUGGGACGUGCGUCCGUUUCUCGAGGCCGGAUGUGUCGAUAUCCUGCAGCCAGACAUCUCGCAUGUGGGCGGCAUAUCCGAGCUGAAGCGUAUAGCCGCCAUGGCGGAAACGUACGAUGUCGCUAUUGCGCCACACUCUCCGCUGGGGCCCAUUGCGCUGGCGGCUUGUGUGCAGGUCGACUGUACGCUGUCCAACUUUGUCAUCCAGGAAAUGAGUCUGGGCAUUCAUUAUAAUGCUGGCAGCCAGGAUUUGACGGCGUAUACCAAGAAUCCUGAGGUGUGGGAUGUCAAGGAUGGGUUUAUUGCGUUGAUGAAGGGACCGGGCUUGGGGAUUGAGGUCGAUGAGGAGUGGGUGAGGAGGGAGAGUAAAGAUGCGAAGCCGUGGCUUACUCCUGGGUUCUUUGGGCCUGGGGGCGAGAUUCGGGAGUGGUAG